AUGGGUACCUUGUUGCUGUGGAUAUUAGCGCUCCUGGAGAGAUCUGGGGAAGGAGAAGGAACUGCCCAAGAGCCAAUGCCAAAUCGAGGCAGACGGACGCUGAGAACUGAAAAUCAUGGUCCAGAUAUAAUUUCAGACAGGAGCAAGGGGGACCCAGAUGACGCCGAGGACUGCCACGCCCACCUCUGCGCCCUCGUCGACUUCGCCCUGGAGAUGAAAGCCCGCCUGGAGGACGUCAACAAACACUCCUUCAAUAACUUCAAGCUGAGAGUAGGUAUUAGCCACGGCCCUCUCGUCGGGGGCGUGAUCGGGGCCAAGAAGCCGGUGUUCGACGUCUGGGGCAACACGGUUAAUGAGGCUUCGAGGAUGGACUCCACGGGCGCCAACGACACCAUCCAGAUCCCGAAGGAGACGGCGCAGAUCCUGAACUUCCGCGGCUUCCGACUGCAGUGCCGCGGGAAGAUCGCCGUGAAGGGCAAGGGCGAGAUGGACACCUACUUCGUGCUCGGAAGGAAGGCCUCCGCCCGUGCCAACUUCACGCGGCAUCCUUCGACCUACAAUUCUCUCGCGGCGGUCGUGUACGGCAUGGUGCAGGCGCGCAAGAAACAGACAAUCAAAAGAAGCAACACCACGGUGCGACGCGACCGGCAGCGGAAGGUCUCGCCGUCCGAAGGGAACGCAACCAGCUCGGGCGGUGGCGGCGGCGGCGGCAGCGGCGGCGUUCGCGACAUCACGCCCGGCCUCACGCGACGGGCCACGCGGCUGGAGCGGACUGUGACUUCGCACCACAACCUCCGCAGCCUGGCCAAGGACGACCACCGGCCCGAAGCUUCAACCAAGAGCCAAGAGGAAGGCGUGUAGAUUCUCUUCCCGCCUGUGAGGUCAAAGGACAUCAUCUGAGGUCAUACGCCAAGCAUUUAAACUCAAAUAUGACCUUAAGAUGACCCUUCACGUCGGAAGUCCCUUCUUUAAGACAGCUGAAACGAUGCAGAAAUUACUCUCUAAAUCACUCUAUGAUAUAUCCUAAGAUCAUAAAAACGCCCCUUUCGGCCAGACACACCAAGCAGUGUGAAGAAAUCCCUGUAGCCUGCUGAUGUGCGCUCAGUACACAGCAGAGAAUAACGAGACAGAGAGAGACUAUACGAAGGCCACCACGACAGAGCUUCGGUGUCGCGGUAGUGCACGGAAAUCAUAAUAAUAUAGUCUAUAGUGCAGCUGUGUGAGAUGGUGCAGCUGGAGACA
Molecule: messenger RNA, 1242 nt
Organism: Penaeus indicus
Lineage: Eukaryota; Metazoa; Arthropoda; Malacostraca; Decapoda; Penaeidae
Product: adenylate cyclase type 8-like
Exons: 6
Coding region: 1-861 (286 amino acids)
Biological process (GO): adenylate cyclase-activating G protein-coupled receptor signaling pathway; cAMP biosynthetic process; intracellular signal transduction
Cellular component (GO): plasma membrane
Molecular function (GO): adenylate cyclase activity
Source: RefSeq, a predicted model, not a curated record